Molecule: messenger RNA, 1777 nt
Organism: Sinocyclocheilus rhinocerous
Lineage: Eukaryota; Metazoa; Chordata; Actinopteri; Cypriniformes; Cyprinidae
Product: gamma-aminobutyric acid receptor subunit rho-3-like
Exons: 7
Coding region: 64-1161 (365 amino acids)
Biological process (GO): monoatomic ion transmembrane transport
Cellular component (GO): membrane
Molecular function (GO): extracellular ligand-gated monoatomic ion channel activity; transmembrane signaling receptor activity
Source: RefSeq, a predicted model, not a curated record
UCAGCUAUUCCAGUGGGCAUCGAUGUGCAGGUGGAGAGCAUUGACAGCAUUUCAGAGGUCAAUAUGGACUUUACCAUGACCUUGUACCUUAGGCAUUACUGGCAGGACGACAGACUGACCUUCCCCUCCAGCAAUAACAAAAGCCGAACGUUUGACGCUCGGCUGGUGAAAAAGAUCUGGGUGCCUGACGUCUUCUUUGUUCACUCCAAGCGUUCUUUCAUUCACGACACCACCAUGGAAAACAUCAUGCUCAGAGUCUAUCCAGAUGGAAACAUUCUCUACAGCGUCAGAAUCACAGUGACGGCUCUCUGCUCUAUGGACUUCAGCAGGUUCCCUCUAGACACACAGAACUGCUCUCUAGAGCUGGAGAGUUAUGCAUACAAUGAGAACGACCUCAUGCUCUAUUGGAAGAAUGGGAACGAUUCAUUAAGGACUGACGAGAUUGCACUCUCGCAGUUUUUUAUUGAAGAAUUCCACCCUUCCUUCGGGCUAGCCUUCUACAGCAGCACCGGCUGGUAUAACAGGCUGUACAUAAACUUCAUCCUCAGGAGACACAUUUUCUUCUUCAUGCUGCAGACAUACUUUCCCACAAUGCUAAUGGUCAUGCUCUCCUGGGUGUCCUUCUGGAUCGACAGGAGAGCCGUACCGGCCCGUGUCUCUCUAGGAAUCACAACCGUGUUGACCAUGUCUACCAUAAUAACAGGCGUCUCAGCAUCAAUGCCUCAGGUGUCUUAUGUGAAGGCGGUGGACAUUUACCUUUGGGCCAGUUUCCUCUUUGUUUUCCUGUCGGUCAUUGAAUAUGCUGCUGUGAACUACUUCACUACAGUGGAAGAGAUGAAAAAACUUCAGAAAGGAAAGCUUCCAGUUUCCUACGACGCAACCCAGGCUAUGGCCUACGACGGCUGUUUUCACGAUGACAUAGAUGUAUCGCCUUUCCCCGAGCUCCCCACAACACCCAGCACGACGCGGACCAUCCCGCCCAGAGCCUCCUCCACUGAGCCUCCGCCCACCGAAGGCACGAGACUCUGGAGGAAACGCUCAGUCGGCAAAAACAUCAGAUUCAUAAUGAGCAAUAGCUACAUGAUUGACUCGUACUCCAGAAUCAUCUUUCCACUGGCAUAUCUUCUCUUCAACAUCAUCUACUGGUGUAUCUACUCUUGAUCGUGUAGCUUGUGUUUUUCUGACCAGUCGCCGUAAUAAAUCCAGGAUAAGCCAGUCUUAUUGCACAAGACAGUUGAACGUUGGGCCUGUGAUGGCUGUAAAAAUGAACGCUCUGACAGUAAGCACAAGUGACCUGACAAAGUGGACAGUUUGGAUUAAGUGUAACUGGAGAAAGAUCCAGAUGGCAUUUCUUAUAGCAUGUGAAGGAACGUCUUUUUGUCAUCAACUCUCAAACGCAAGGAGCAUAUUCACCUCAUUCAAGGAUAUACUGUAUAAACAGCUGCUUACCUCACUCUUGUGACUGUUGUUAUGGGAUCCAUCCAUCACCUCAGCUUUAUCUCCUAGAAUUCAUUAGAUCCGAGAGCUGAAACUUGAAACCAAGCCAACCUGCUUCAUAUGCUCAAGAAUUAUAUGAACAGGUAAACUUGUGAAUAAAUUAAAUAAAAUAACCCUCAUGCUAGUCUCACAUAGUAGGACUUUUGACUCAUUCAAUUUUGGGCCAUGUUUUUCUGUUAGAACCGCCUAAUUGAACAGGAAGUAGCUGUCUGAGUGACAUAUAAAGGGACCAAUCACAGUUCAGAGUUUCACCCAUGAUAUUUACACUACCGUUCAAAAG